CUGCCAUGGAGGAGUACCUCCAUCGAGUACGUCGUACAGAUGGUCAACCCGAAACCCACGAUCUACGUGCACAUAAUUAAGUGGUGGAAAUGAGAGUCCAAGUACUUGGGGAAGAUCCAACUAUAUUAAGGUUUACAUUACAUAGCGCUGCAUGACCGCUCCGGCUGUUAAGCAACCAUGCGGGGUGGUCACGCAACUGCCGACUGCGGGAAGGAUUUUCGGUUGCAGCUGGUCGCCUUGGUUGAGAGGGUUACAGCGGCAGUGGCUGGUUCUAUGGAGUAUCGCUAGAAGGGUUGUCAUGUUCGAAGCUCGCGUGAGGGUUGGUGGAAAGCUUGAGAGAAUUAGCACGCUUGGCCACGGACUUGCAUUGUGCCAAUCUGUUCCUUGGCCAUGUUGCGGGGAGAUGCAACAAAGCGCUGAAGAUGCUGAAAUGUGCCCAGUAGCAACACAGGGAUCCUCGGCUCCCAUGACACCGUUAACGUAUAAAGCAAAGAGGUCACCGCACGGCAGACAUCGUACAGACACUGGGACGCUUAGUGAUGUAGCGCGUGGACUAUGCUUGAGAAGCUUUCGCUGCAUUGCUCUUAAUACAAUCUAUCCAGGUCGGAUGAUAUGUGCGGUAGAGUGAAAGGUAGUUUAUCGUGCUGACAGGAGACUCAACGCAGACGAACAAUUUUGGGGUUGAAUAAUGAAGGGAUGAGAUCAUUUUCGAGCCGUUACCGUAU
Molecule: messenger RNA, 725 nt
Organism: Didymella exigua CBS 183.55
Lineage: Eukaryota; Fungi; Ascomycota; Dothideomycetes; Pleosporales; Didymellaceae
Exons: 1
Coding region: 152-628 (158 amino acids)
Source: RefSeq, a predicted model, not a curated record